This is a messenger RNA of Effrenium voratum, 987 nucleotides long. NCBI's taxonomy places the organism in Eukaryota, Dinophyceae, Suessiales, Symbiodiniaceae. The record is from the annotation of a GenBank genome assembly.
AUGACGACAAAAGCUUUGCAGAAGUAUGAUCACCUUUCACUUAAAAUACGCUUGGUGGAUUUCCUGCGUCUCGCGGAACCGACAUUCAUUUCGCGAGCGCGGUGGCCCGUGGCGAGCGCAGCAGCCCGCGGCGAGCGAGCGCAGCGGCCCGUGGCGAGCGCAGUGGCCCGUGGCGAGCGAGCGCAGCGGCCCGUGGCGAGCGCAGUGGCCCGUGGCGAGCGAGCGCAGCGGCCCGUGGCGAGCGCAGUGGCCCGUGGCGAGCGCAGCGGCCCGUGGCGAGCGCAGUGGCCCGUGGCGAGCGAGCGCGGCGGCCCGUGGCGAGCGCAGCGGCCCGCAUGCGUAGCGAGCGCAUUGGCCCGUGGCGAGCGCAUUGGCCCGUGGCGAGCGAGCGCAGCGGCCCGUGGCGAGCGCAGUGGGCCCGUGGCGAGCGCGGUGGCCCGUGGCGAGCGAGCGCAGCGGCCCGUGGCGAGCGCAGUGGCCCGUGGCGAGCGAGCGCGGCGGCCCGUGGCGAGCGCAGUUGGCCUCGGUCUGGGGGUCUUCGCUGGGGAUGCCCUGGGCAUCGGCAGCUCCGUGCGGCAGCUGGCGGCAAUGGCCAUGCGGAAAGUCCUGGAGGAGGAGUCGUUCAAGAACAUUUGCUUAGUCGUUCUCUCCUUGCCGAUUUUCAUCAGAAAUGACAACUACGACUAUUACGAGCAGGUCUUCCAAAGGGACAACGCGUACAGUGGCUCAGUGCCCGUCUUGCUGAUGGACCAGGACAUGCACGCCAUCGCCAUCGCGGCAGCUAGCGCCGGCUUCACCGUGGGGGAGCUGAACCCUGCAGACUCCCACGGGGUCUUCGGCGAGUACUGGCAGAACUUCGGGCCCGGGACCGAGGAGAAGCUUGCUCUCACUACCUGCGGGCUAUUGACGCAGCACCACGCAGUGAAUCCGCUGGUGACCGACAAGAAGAGUUACAUCGCGGUAGAUGCGUCAGAGCCACCCAAGUAG